AGAGGAAGAGAGAGAGAGAUAGGAAGAGAGAAAGAGACAGAGGAAGAGAGAAAGAGACAGAGGAAGAGAGAGAGCGAGAACAGGAGAGAGAGAGAGAGAGAGAGAGGUAGAGAACAGGGAGUUUAGCUCCAUCACAGAUGGACGGUGUGGUGUGAUACUGGGAUACUGUCAGGGGCAGAGAGCUGAUUGCCUCUGGUUCCAGCUAACUGGGUUCUCUCGGAACAACAGCUGAUGGGAUGUGCUGUGCUGGACUGCAUUCAACAACGGACAACAUCACACCUGGGGCUGAAGUCCCCCUACUCUACCUAGGAUUGGCUUUCCUUGUCCGAGCCUCAACUAGCAUUCGGUGACGUGACAUACUCACAUACACACGUGUGUUUGUGUGUGCAAACACACUAACACAAUCUCUCAGACACAGGAGAAACGUGGUUCCAUUGUGAGUUGUGCUGCUGGAUGAACACUGGAUGGAUAGAACAGCGAAAACAUUGAGAAGAGACUGACGCACCACGGCACACUGUCCGAGACACACAAAAGCCCACUGAAGCCUGCACUGAGGAAUUAUCUGCUGUCAGGACCUGAGGCUGCACGGGGGCGAUAGGGAGAGACGGAGCCAGGGAGCCAGGCUCGGGCCACCACAGGGUGACGGUGCCGCUGUGCCGGAGAGGAGGGGACUCGAAACUCGGCGAUGGCGUCCUCCACCAUGCAGAUCCUCGCCUUCGCCCUGGCGCUGCUGGGCGUCCUGGGCGCCACCGUGGCCACGCUGCUGCCCAACUGGAAGGUGAGUGCCGACGUGGGCUCCAACAUCAUGACCGCCAUCUCCCAGAUGCAGGGGCUGUGGAUGGACUGCACCUGGUACAGCACCGGCGUGUUCAGCUGCACCUUGAAGUACUCCGUGCUGUCGCUGCCCGCCUACCUGCAGACCGCCAGGACGACAAUGGUUCUGUCGUGCAUGAUGGGUUGCCUGGGCCUCUGUCUUGCUGCCCUAGGGCUGAAGUGCACCCGCUGGGGGGGCAGUCACCGGGCAAAGGGGCACGCGGCCAUUGCCGCGGGGGGUUGCUUCAUCCUGGCUGGCAUUCUCUGCCUGGUGCCCGCUUCCUGGUUCACCAACGAGGUCAUCACCACCUUCCUGGAUUCCAACGUGCCCGAGAGCAGCAAAUACGAGCCUGGGGGGGCCGUGUACGUGACCUUUGUCUCUGCCGGCUUCCUGCUUGCCAGUGGGGUCAUCUUUUGUUUGUUUUGUCACAGAAAAAGAGACUACACCUCCACCUCCACCUCUACCACCUUUCCUGACAAACUACUGCAGCAGCAGAUAAACCAGGAGCAACUACAGCGCGAUCUGAUACAGUGUGACCUGAUACAGCGCGAGCAACAGCAACGGGAGCAGAAGGACUUUAAACAGCAGACGUCGCCUAAUGAGCAGUCGAGCCAGGAGCAGCUACAGUGGGUUGACAAAGGGUCCCAGGGUAAGGUCCAAGCAGCUGACGAUAUCCAGCAGGAGAAGCCUCUACAUGAAGACAAGGGAACACAGCAGUUCUACUCUCCAUCCAGAGUCCCUCCAAAAGACACCCUGGCUGGCUACAGCCUGCAGGACUAUGUUUAAUAUGUUUAAACCCUAAACCCUACUCUUGUUAGUGGGGUGGAGGGAGAAUCCUGAGGACAUUCUACUGGCUGCCUUGUGAAGGGGAGAGAGUGGAGAAAGAGGGGGAGGAAGGAUGGGAGGAGGAGGGAGAGAGUGGAGGGGAGAAAGAGAGGGAGGAGGCUAAUGACGUUGACAGCCUUAUCGCCACCUCUCAUCUGUUCUCUCUCGCUACUGCGAGCACAAGCAGUAAAGGUAUUCCCAAACUAUUGGAGAAAGACAGCUCAAAUGUGGAUCCAGAUUCCUGGGGCAAAUGCCUCCUUGACUGCUGUUGUGGUGGGUGGAAAGACACAAGGGUAGGGUAGAGUAGAGGUGCCAUAAAAAUGCACAAACACAGCACAAGUACUGUCAAUCCUGUGACAAGUUCCUUUAAAAACUGAUGCGGAGGCUUUUCCAUACCAAAGGUUUCAAUGGGAAACAAGUGCUGAUGAUAACAAACUGAUAAUAAUAAGCCAUCAGAACGUUUGCAUAGUAAGAUAGUGUCGAUAUGUCUGGAAAAAGGAAGGUGUAAAAGCCAUUCUUUGCAAUCUUGUGUCCUUUUUAUAACCCAUUUGCCUUGUGAGACAAAAAAUAAUCAUCAAUCAUAUUUUCCAAAGCUAAACGGACUGAUUGAUAUUGAGUCUUCUUUGCAUGCUAAUUAUCUGUAGCUUGUUAAAUAAUUCAGUGCAAUGCAGAGUAGUUACUGAAACAUAGUUACCAAAGCUUGUGCCUAAAAGAAUGUGUAGAACUUCAACUGUCUGUAAAGGAGACUUAGAGAAGAUUAACAAAGUGAAAAGGGAGUUCAGAUUCCCACCAACACCAUACACAAACAUCCAGUCCAUUUUUUCCUGCGAGUUGUGGAGGGGAAUAAGGUGCAUGGCAGCGCAGGCUGUCAGAGAUAAUGAUCCUCUUUGCUUUCCCAUUAUCCCCUCGCUACGGCUGGAUGCACACUACUCAUUUACGCACACCCCCCCGCAUGCACACACACACACACACACACACACACACACACACACACACACACACACACACACACACACACACACACACACACACACACACACACACACACACACACACCCUUGUCCUUCCUCUCCCUCCCUCUCUAGCUGCGAGGGUAAUAGGGUCUUGUACCCAAUCAUCUUUACGGCGUGUGUCCGUGUGUCAUUGUUGCAGGAGGCACAGCGGUAGGAGUCUGUUCUGUGGCCAGAGGUUAGCUGUCACAAGCUGCUGUCCCCUUGUGUUGACGGAGGGUAAUAGAGGCUACGUCCCAAAUGGCACCUUAUUCCCUAUUUAGGGCACUUCUUUUGACAAGGGCCCAUAGGGCACUACAUAGGGCAGGGUUCCACAAAAAGCGGUGAUUUUAUUUGGCUCCCCAAGUUUUCUGAGACAAAAAAUAUAAAUCAUUUUCGUAGUUGGAAAUAAAGAUGGUAAAAUCGUCAGAAUAUCUGAAAAUAAUUCCCUGCAUUCCCACACAUGUAGACCCACUGGGCACAAUGGAAAAACAAUGUCACAUUUUUGGUUUAGUUGUCAUCUAAAUGUGUUAUCACUGACUUUUCAAAUGCAAUAUAGUAUCAUUGAUGAUACAGUGCAUUCGGAAAGUAUUCAGACCCCUUGACUUUUUCCACAUUACAGCCUUAUUCUAAAAUGUAUUCAAUUCUUUUCCCCCCUGAUCAAUCUACACACAA
Salmo salar (Atlantic salmon) is the source of this 3303-nucleotide messenger RNA. RefSeq names its product claudin-20. Gene Ontology annotation, molecular function: structural molecule activity. NCBI's taxonomy places the organism in Eukaryota, Metazoa, Chordata, Actinopteri, Salmoniformes, Salmonidae. The record is from RefSeq and is a predicted model, not a curated record. Gene Ontology annotation, cellular component: membrane; bicellular tight junction.